Molecule: messenger RNA, 1149 nt
Organism: Zerene cesonia (dogface butterfly)
Lineage: Eukaryota; Metazoa; Arthropoda; Insecta; Lepidoptera; Pieridae
Product: high affinity copper uptake protein 1-like
Exons: 4
Coding region: 139-678 (179 amino acids)
Biological process (GO): copper ion transmembrane transport
Cellular component (GO): membrane
Molecular function (GO): copper ion transmembrane transporter activity
Source: RefSeq, a predicted model, not a curated record
ACGCUGUCACUGUCGUUUGGCAUUCCCGCGCACGUUACUGCCGAAUGAGAACGUUUCGCGCCAUUUCUUGAAAAUCGAAUACGUCGCGAGUGUUGACAUUUGUUAAUAGUUUUUUUUUAUUAAUUAAACAAAAUAGCCAUGGAACACCAUCACCAUGCAAUGGAGGCAGUAUCGCACAACCACGAGGAGCAGGCCAUCGCCCCCAGCAGCUGUCACGGGGACCACGGGCAUGCUAUGGUGUUCCACGCCGGCGUAGUCCAGGAGAUCCUCUUCAAAGGCUGGGAGACCUCCAACGCGUUAGAACUGUUCGGCUCCUGCGUGGCCAUCUUUGUGGCCAGCGUGCUGUACGAGGGCUUCAAGUAUUAUCGGGAGACGCUGUUUGAGAAGGCGGCCCUCGCGGCCACUGCUGACUCGCAAGUCAAUAUCGCCAAGAACGAAAAUGGAACGAAUAGAUCCUGUCACACGAGGCGGACUACUUACACAAUGUUCUCGAGCGGCCACAUAUACCAGACGGGUCUCUACUUCGUGCAAGCCUGGGUGUCCUACAUACUGAUGCUUGUCUUCAUGACGUACAACGUGUGGCUUUGCCUAGCUCUGGUCCUUGGUCUAGCGCUCGGUUACUUCCUCUUCGGCUGGAGAAAGACAACGGCCAUAGACAAUAGCGAAUGUUGCAUGUAAACCACAGAUUAACAAGAAUAUUGUAUAGAUAACAAGAUAUUAUUUAUGACGAUGUAGAUAAUAAACAUUCAAUGGUUAAAGUGAUGGACAAUGUUUGAGCGAUGCUUGUAACAUUAUUAAAUUGUAUAUCUUCAAAAGUGUAUAACAAUCUUUACAAAUAUGGCAAAUCUGUUUGUAUACUUCGUGGUUAAGAUUAUAAAUCAGAUUUUGGGUAUUUGGCGGGAAAAAUUGUAUUUAAAAAUAAUUUUGAUGAUAUUGAAACAAUAAAAUAAUGACCGUAUUCGCUUGUUCAUGUCUUGUAUGUAAUUAAAUACAAUUCAACGGAGAAUGAGAAAGGAUAUCGUUAAUUAUUAUAAUUAAUGAACUGCUACACAUUCCCAAUGCAAUGCAAUGUUUAUUGAUAGUACAUUAAGAAUAUAAUUAUUCUUAAAUACAUAGUAACCAUUACGUUAAGAUAAUCCCAGGAAAAAA